AUGGCCAUAGGGACCAUUUUCUUUGUUUUUCUGCUUGCUCUGCUGAUUCUCUUCUUCCUGAGACAACUUUGGACCCGAAGACAUUUGCCUCCCGGUCCUUUGGCUCUACCUCUCAUUGGGACUUUGUUGGCUAAUGGGAUUGGGCUUCAAGGAGAUGUUUUGCUUAAGCAUGUAAAACCAUAUGGGAAUAUAUACUCCAUGUGGCUUGGGCCUUACCUUGUAGUUGUACUGUCUGGUUUCAAAGCUGUGAAAGAAGAAAUGACCAGGUUCUCAGAAGAAUUCUCGGACCGGCCGGAUGAUCCUUUUUUGACUGCUUUAGGAAAAGGAAGGGGAAUUCUUCUUUCCAGUGGCCACACCUGGAAACAGCAGCGGCACAUCGGCAUCACUUCUCUGCGGAAGCUGGGCCUGGGAAAGAAAAGCAUUGAGCAUCGAAUAGAAGACACAGCUCAGACGUUGGUAGAGGCCUUUAGACAAACAAAAGGAGAGCCAUUUGACCCAUCGUUUCCGGUACUAAACGCAGUUUCUAAUGUCAUAUGUGCUUUGAGUUUUGGACGUCAGUUUGCUCUUGAAGAUGAAAACUUCCAGAAGUUAAUUCAAGCCCUUGAAAUUAUUGUGAAAUUCACUACUGGCUUUUUCCAUAUGGUGUAUGAUUUGUUCCCCCGAUUAAUGAACUAUCUCCCAGGCCCUCACAAGAAGGCCUUGGCUUCUAUAGAUUGGAUCAUUUCCUUUGCAAAGCAAGAAAUACAGAAACACAAGGAAUCCAGCUCUCUCCAUGAGCCACAAGAUUUCAUUGAUUACUACCUUCUUCAGAUGGAGAAGCAUCAGAGCAGGAAUGACCCCAACUCUACCUACAAUGAAGAGAACCUGGCACAGUGUGUUUUUGAUUUGUUUUCUGCUGGGACAGACACAACUUUUGCUACUCUGAAGUGGGCACUGAUCCUCUUGGCAAGUCAUUCUGAUAUUCAAGAGAAAGUCCACAAAGAGAUUGAAGAUGUGUUUGGCUUCUCACGGUUGAUUUCCUAUCAGGAUCGGAACAAGCUGCCCUACACCAAUGCUGUGAUUCAUGAAAUGCAGCGUGUAAAGUAUGCCUUGCUAUUUGGGGUUCCCAGGCAAACUAAAAAAGAUGUGAAGAUGAGGGGAUACCACAUUCCAAAGGGGACCUUUAUUGUCGCAGACCUGCGCUCUGUUCUUCUUGAUCCUGAACAAUGGGAGAAACCUAAAGAAUUCAACCCAAAUCACUUUUUAGAUAAGGAUGGGAAGUUCGUUGAACGGGAAGAAUUCCUAGCAUUCGGAACAGGUCUGCGUGUAUGUUUGGGACAGCAGCUAGCAAGAAUUGAGAUCUUUAUCCUUCUAACCAGCCUCUUGAGGUCCUUCAACUUCAAGUUGCCUGAAGGAGUCAAAGAAUUCGAUCAAACACCUAUUGUAAAAGUGACGAUGCCUCCGCAGCCUUACAAGCUAUGUGCUAUUCCCCACAAAUCUUAA
This is a messenger RNA of Protobothrops mucrosquamatus (brown spotted pit viper), 1482 nucleotides long. RefSeq names its product cytochrome P450 2J2-like. The transcript is spliced from 10 exons. Gene Ontology annotation, molecular function: oxidoreductase activity, acting on paired donors, with incorporation or reduction of molecular oxygen, reduced flavin or flavoprotein as one donor, and incorporation of one atom of oxygen; heme binding; iron ion binding. Gene Ontology annotation, biological process: arachidonate metabolic process; xenobiotic metabolic process. The record is from RefSeq and is a predicted model, not a curated record. Gene Ontology annotation, cellular component: cytoplasm; intracellular membrane-bounded organelle. Bases 1 to 1482 code for a protein of 493 amino acids. NCBI's taxonomy places the organism in Eukaryota, Metazoa, Chordata, Lepidosauria, Squamata, Viperidae.